Molecule: messenger RNA, 1785 nt
Organism: Thunnus maccoyii (southern bluefin tuna)
Lineage: Eukaryota; Metazoa; Chordata; Actinopteri; Scombriformes; Scombridae
Gene: nudt13
Product: nudix (nucleoside diphosphate linked moiety X)-type motif 13
Exons: 10
Coding region: 218-1240 (340 amino acids)
Molecular function (GO): metal ion binding; hydrolase activity
Source: RefSeq, a predicted model, not a curated record
CCGACCUUCUCUGCUGCGCUGGACAGGAUCACAUUCUGAAAGACACACAAACAGUUUGUAUCCACAGGGGGCAGAAAGACGUCUGAGACACAACAGAAGAAGAAGAAGAAGAAGAAGAAGAAGAAGAAGAAGAAGAAGAAGAAGCAGUAGAAGAAGAAGUAGAAGUAGAAGUCAUCGUGUGAGGCAGAAAAUCAGCUGCAGGUUCAAAGUGACGGCCAUGUUGAAACCUCUGAGGGUUCUCCUCUCUGCCAGGAAAUGUUCAAGCUUCGUCGGCAGGAUGAGGUAUGUAAACAGGUUGAAGGAGGAUGAUGAGGCGUGUGCUGCAGCGCUGCAGACCGGUCGCAUGUUCCUGUUCCACCGACUGGCUCCGCUGCUGCAGCACACAGAGCGGGGAACCUUCAGACCGGCCACACUGAUCUGCUCAGAUGUGCAGUCCAUCCUGGAGAACCUCGGUGCAGACAGAUCCCUGCUGAAGGAGUCGGUCCUGAUUGGCUGUUCUGAACAGAACCAGGCUCAGUUCUGUUUGGACGUCGGGGAGCUGGAUCAGGCAGCGGUAGAGGAAGUGUGUGAAGGAAACUUUAUCGACCUGAGGAAGGCGUUCUUUCUGCUGACCGGAGCAGAGGCGCCUCUAGUGGCCAAGGGUCAGGCUCUGCUGCGCUGGCAUCAAACCAGCAGCUUCUGCAGCGCCACAGGUCAGCCGACCCACCGCAACCAGGCAGGAAGUCAGAGAGUCUGCAGCAGCAGCGGCAUCGUCUACUAUCCCAAGAUGUCUCCAGUGGCGAUCGUCCUGGUGUCUGAUGGGAAACGGUGUUUGUUGGGAAGACAGUCGUCUUUCCCUCGGGGCAUGUACAGCGCUCUGGCCGGCUUCUGUGACAUGGGAGAGACCCUGGAGGAGACGCUGUGCAGGGAGGUGGCAGAGGAGGUGGGUUUGGAGGUUCAGAGUGUUUCCUACAGCUCCUCGCAGCACUGGCCCUUCCCACACAGCUCCUUCAUGCUGGCCUGCCACGCUUCAGUUAGCCCCGCCCACACUCAGUUAAACGUGGACCACACGGAGCUGGAGGACGCUCGCUGGUUCAGUCUGGAGGAAAUCAUCUCAGCCCUGCAGGUGAAGACUCCGCCCAGGAGAGGCGACCCGCCCGUCGUCUGGCUCCCACCCAAACACGCCGUCGCCAACCGCCUCAUCACGGAGUGGACGCAGCAGCAGCAGCAGCAGCAGCAGCGCAGCGAGGCGGCAGACUAACUGGCAGCUCUCUGACCACAGUGAGACGCUGGCGACAUGUUCCUGAAAUGUGAAAAACAUCCAGAACGAGAGCUGCAGAGUCACCGAGCGUCAGAAUAAAACCAGAACCAACACACAGCCGUAAAAUUCCUCUGAAUCACGUCAAACACCUGGAAAGUUACCUGAUGGUAACGCUGAGGCUCAUUGGUCAGAUGAAUGUCCUAAAGAAGCUCCAGAUAACCUGAACAUCUUCGUCUCUUUCUAUCAGCGUCCUCACUUUUUAAAAUCGUUUUAUUUUUCCUCAAUGAAAAUGGGACAAACUAAGUGAAGAGUGUGAUGUAUUACAACAAAUAUACAACCUAAAUAAUGAUGUGAGACAUGAAUUACUGUCUACAAAUCUACAACAUUCACUGAUGAAGAUGAUGUGAUGUUCUAGAAAGUUGCAGAACAGCUACUAAAUAAACAAUACAUUAUUCAAAUAGUUUCUGCUGUACAACACAAGAACUACCUCAGAUUCAGAUUCAUUUACACACUGAUGUUUCAAUAAAAACUUUUCUCUGAAAUCA